Durio zibethinus is the source of this 2857-nucleotide messenger RNA. RefSeq lists its product as uncharacterized. The record is from RefSeq and is a predicted model, not a curated record. Lineage: Eukaryota; Viridiplantae; Streptophyta; Magnoliopsida; Malvales; Malvaceae.
UUUUAAAAAUUUUAAAAAUAUUUUAUUUCAUUUUUUAUUAUUUUUCCUCGAACUUUCCCGUUUUGAUACUACGUCGAAAACUUGUUUUGAAAUCCAUUUUUUUCAUCACCAAAAUUUUCCAAAACCCUAGCGUCCCAAUCCACAAUCGUGCAAAUGCUCUUACUGUUCAUCUCGCGCAGUAAAUCUCUUGUCUUUUCCCUUUAAAUCCUUUCUCUUUCUCUUAGUUUUCUUCCCGGUCACUUUGAUUAAGGAAGUGAAAGCAAAAUGAGAGGGAAAGGAGGAAGUGAAAGUAAAAUGAGAGGGAAAGGAGUGAUGGGAGGUCUUUCUCAACCUAAAUCUUGUUCCAGGAAGAAAACGCGGAAAAGUGGCAACAUGAAAGGGAAAUUUGAGAAUGUUGUUCUCAUUGAUGUGGAUGGUGAUAGAUGUGAGAAUGUUAUAAUCAUUGAUGCUCCUGAAUCUGUGGAGGAAGAUUUACAAGGUUCCAGUAGGUCAAAGGGAGGCAAACAAUUUCCUUCCCCAGGUGUAAUUAGCAUUGAUGAUGAUGAAACUGAUGAUAUGGGUGAUCCCAAUGUUUUUGUUGAAUGUGGUGGUGACUUGGAUAGUGAUGCCUCCUCAAGUAAAAGUUGUCCUGCCCCUGACUUUCCGCAGAAAUCUGCAGGCUUAAAUGGUGAGGAAUGCCACUUUUUCAGGGAAAAGAAAUCUGCAUUUAAAUUAUCAAAGUGCAAGAAAACCUGCACUGAGCCUCCUUGCGGAAAACGUUUUGGUUUAAGUCCUGAGUCUGAGGAUAGCAUAUCUGAAAGUGAUUGUUCUGAUUGUGAAGUCAUGGAAGGUUCUGCUGGAAAACUUCGUGAAGAGUGGGAGAAAGCUUUCCAAAGAAAGAAAUAUAAUGUUAGAAAUGGCCAAUCUGGUUUAGAGGACCAGAAUAGUGCCUCGGGAUUAUGUAAUGAUACUCCAGGAGUUGAAGGAGAAAAUCAAACCAAACAACAUGCUGAAACCCCUGCAUCAUCUGGUUCAAGUGAUUCAAACAUUCAGAAACAGAACUCUUCUGCCUUUGAGACUCAUAGAGAUAGUUAUUCGCGUGGUACUUGUCUUAAUUGUAGGACAGAAGGCCCUUCUGUAGAAUCUGAUAAGAAAAUUGACCAUGAAAGCUUUUCACAGCCAAAAUAUGGGCCAAAUGCUGAACCACAUUUUUCUCAUGUUCAGGCUGAUGUGAUAUUUGGAACAGAAACAUUUAUGAAAAAUCCUCCUUCAAGGGAUGGAGAUCAAGAGUUUCCUCAGGCAUCCUCAAAUUGUGAGCCAUACCCAAGUGACUUGCAGCAUGGAAAAACGGGUUCAAAUGGACAAGAGAAGCUACAAUCCAAAGAAUCAUUGAUGUCAAUUGCUAAAUAUUCAGAUGAAAAACGGGUUGACCUUGGCAUGACUCCUUUUGAUGUUGAAGUUGGAACUGUUUUUGACGAAUCCUCUUCUGUUAAGAUUCCAUUAGGUGGAAAUGGAAUGCCAGUAGUCAGGAGUAAGAAUUAUUGUGAUAGAGAGAAGGUGCUAUCCAGGAACAGUUCUCAGUAUGAUGAAAUUCAAGUCAAGCAAUUCAGUUCUGGAGCAGAGCAAUCAAGUGUUAAUUCUGUGUCCAACGGUAAUAAAUAUGAUGAAAGGGUUACAUUGAAUGUUCAAGGUGUUGAUGUUACAGCUUCUGGUGAAAAGGAUAUAAUUAUUAACCGAGAAAAGCACAAGGAGACUGAUGAAUACAAGCGAGCUGAGGAAGAAGAAUGGGCAUCUAGGCAGCGAGAGUUACAAAUUCAGGCAGAAGAGGCUCAAAGAAUGCGGAAAAGAAAAAAGGCUGAAAGUAUGCGACUAUUAGACAUGGAGAGACGGCAAAAGCAACGUCUGGAGGAAAUGAGAGAGUCACAAAAGAAGGAUGAAGAAAAUAUGAACUUGAAAGAGCAACUAAGAAGUGAAGUAAGAAAGGAGCUUAGUAAAUUGGAAAUAUCAUGCAUUGAUAUGGCCUCAUUACUUCGUUGCUUGGGAGUCCCUGUAGAUGGUGGUUAUUAUCCCAUGUCCGAUGAGGUGCAUGCAGCUUAUAAACGAGCCUUGCUAAGAUUUCAUCCUGAUCGAGCAUCUAAAACUGAUAUACGCCAGCAGGUUGAGGCGGAGGAAAAAUUUAAGCUCAUUUCUCGCAUGAAGGAGAAAUUUUUGGCUGCUUCAUGUCACUGAAUUCUAACAAAGGUUCAAAUUUUGUUACUACAACGCAAAUUUUGUUGUUUCAUUGGCCACUGGGGUUUCACUUUUUUUUUCUGAUAUUGCAUAUGUUAGAAAUUUUUUGCCAGUUCUGAUCAGGUGAACUGGUUAAAAGUGUAAAGCAGUUUCUUGUAAAUACUUGCAAAGAUAUCAUUGCUAGAGGUUUGGACCGUCAGGUUAUAAUUUUAUAGUGCAUCUUUGAGAAUGGAUUAUUAAUUGACAAAAUGUUGCGGAUAUGAUGGGAUUUUUUAAAAAAUAUUUCUAAUUUUACCCAUGAAUUUUCUAUCUUUAUACUUGUUCGAUUAAAGAGAACAUUCAUAAAUAGUUUUAAACUCGUAAACUUUAAGUAUCAGUUUUAAUAUUAUACCAAUUGAUUCAAAAGUCAGCACGGAUUUAAUGUGAUAAGCACAAUUAGUGAGUGGAGGUGUGCUGGGGAGACGAUGAAUUUGUAAAUUUUGCAUUGUCACUUGCUUGUUUCAACAAAAACUAUUCCGUUUAUUAAGUAAGAGAAAUCCAAGAAUACUAAGCUUGCUUUAGUUUCUUGAAUCUAACCUGAUUUAAUAAGUUUUUUAACUAUUUGAUCACCUCUUUACUUUUAGUUCAGGUAGAUAUAAUAAUUUGUGUG